AUGGCUGUUCUGAGGCAAGACGUUUCUCAGAAUAUUCAGAGAUUGGAAAUGCUUCAUGAAUCUGAUCCUUUGAUGUAUUCAAAUCUGGUUGAGAUGAUUAAGAAAGAGGUCGGUGAAGGCAAUGCAAGAAAGGGUGCCAGCUGCAGUAAAUCCAUUGUUUGGCUCACCAGAUCCCUGGAUUUUACCGUGGCAUUACUGCAAAAGUUAGUGAAAGAUCCCGGACAGAACAUGGAACAAGCAGUAGAAGAGGCUUAUAAUAUCACUUUGAAGCCAUGGCACAGAUGGAUUUCCUCCGCCGCAUAUAGAGUAGCCCUAAAAUUGGUGCCUGAUUAUCAAACUUUCAUCGCUGUGCUGUUGGCAAAAGAUGAAAACUAUGAUACUCUUAAAGAGGAGAUGCAGACUUUCAUCUCAUUACUUGUUCCUUUUCUUGAAGAAAUCCAUGUUGUUUUGAGAUUUUAUGGCUUGGAUAGGAUAAAGUGCACUUGAGGCGUCUAUAUAUAUAAGAGGGCGCCAGAUAUACGCAGACCAUAAGUUUUUGUUUAAUAUUAUAUAUUGAGCUUUGAGUUUUCUUUAAACUCCAUGUGCCUUUUUUCGUGUAAAUAUAAAAAAUAUGUAUAUAUGUACAUAUAUGUACAUAUAUGUAUAUACACAUAA
Molecule: messenger RNA, 654 nt
Organism: Morus notabilis
Lineage: Eukaryota; Viridiplantae; Streptophyta; Magnoliopsida; Rosales; Moraceae
Product: glycolipid transfer protein 3
Exons: 5
Coding region: 1-486 (161 amino acids)
Biological process (GO): ceramide transport; intermembrane lipid transfer
Cellular component (GO): cytosol; cytoplasm; membrane
Molecular function (GO): ceramide 1-phosphate transfer activity; ceramide 1-phosphate binding
Source: RefSeq, a predicted model, not a curated record